This is a messenger RNA of Acinonyx jubatus (cheetah), 4643 nucleotides long. RefSeq names its product tyrosyl-tRNA synthetase 1 (gene YARS1). Gene Ontology annotation, biological process: tyrosyl-tRNA aminoacylation. The transcript has 13 exons. NCBI's taxonomy places the organism in Eukaryota, Metazoa, Chordata, Mammalia, Carnivora, Felidae. Bases 308 to 1729 code for a protein of 473 amino acids. Gene Ontology annotation, molecular function: tyrosine-tRNA ligase activity; tRNA binding; ATP binding. The record is from RefSeq and is a predicted model, not a curated record.
ACUUCCCGGCACGCGGCGGCGGCGGCGACCGAGGAAGCGGCGCGGUGCCGGCCUGAGCGCGGGAAGCAGGGGCGACGGUGCCAUGGGGGACGCUCCGAGCCCUGAAGAGAAGCUGCACCUUAUCACCCGGAACCUGCAGGGUAAAGGAUGAGCAAGGUGGGGCACCAGCAUUAAACCAGCUCUUCUGCUUCCACAACAGGAGGUUCUGGGGGAAGACAAGCUGAAGGAGAUACUCAAGGAGCGGGAGCUUAAAGUUUAUUGGGGAACAGCAACCACAGGCAAGCCACACGUGGCUUACUUCGUGCCUAUGUCUAAGAUUGCAGACUUCCUGAAAGCAGGAUGUGAGGUAACGAUUCUGUUUGCGGACCUUCACGCUUACCUGGAUAACAUGAAAGCCCCAUGGGAACUUCUAGAACUCCGAACCAGCUACUAUGAGAAUGUGAUCAAGGCAAUGCUGGAGAGCAUUGGUGUGCCCUUGGAGAAGCUCAGGUUCGUCAAAGGCACUGAUUACCAGCUCAGCAAAGAGUACACACUCGAUGUGUACAGACUCUCCUCCGUGGUCACACAACAUGAUGCCAAGAAAGCCGGGGCUGAGGUGGUAAAGCAGGUGGAACACCCUUUGCUGAGUGGUCUGCUGUAUCCUGGACUGCAGGCCUUAGAUGAAGAGUAUUUGAAAGUAGAUGCCCAGUUUGGAGGUGUUGAUCAGAGAAAGAUUUUCACCUUUGCAGAAAAGUACCUCCCUGCACUUGGUUACUCAAAACGGGUCCAUCUGAUGAAUCCUAUGGUUCCAGGAUUAACUGGCAGCAAAAUGAGCUCCUCAGAAGAGGAGUCCAAGAUUGAUCUCCUUGACCGGAAGGAGGAUGUAAAGAAAAAACUAAAGAAGGCCUUCUGUGAGCCAGGGAACGUGGAGAACAACGGAGUUCUGUCUUUCAUCAAGCAUGUCCUCUUUCCCCUUAAGUCUGAGUUUGUGAUCCUUCGAGAUGAGAAAUGGGGUGGAAACAAAACCUACACCGCUUACUUGGACCUGGAAAAGGACUUUGCUGAUGAGGUUGUACACCCUGGAGACCUCAAGAAUUCUGUUGAAGUCGCCCUGAACAAGUUGCUGGAUCCUAUCCGCGAAAAGUUUAAUACUCCUGCACUGAAGAAACUGGCCAGCGCUGCCUACCCAGACCCCUCAAAGCAGAAGCCGAUUGCCAAAGGUCCUGCCAAGAAUUCAGAACCAGAGGAGGUCAUCCCAUCCCGGCUGGAUAUCCGUGUGGGCAAAGUCAUUAGUGUGGACAAGCACCCAGACGCAGACAGCCUGUAUGUGGAGAAGGUCGAUGUGGGGGAAGCUGAACCACGGACUGUGGUGAGCGGCCUGGUGCAGUUUGUGCCCGAGGAGGACCUGCGGGAUAGGCUGGUGGUGGUGCUGUGCAAUCUGAAACCCCAGAAGAUGAGGGGUGUCGAGUCCCAAGGCAUGCUUCUGUGUGCUUCUAUAGAAGGGGUAAACCGCAAGGUUGAGCCUCUGGACCCUCCUGCCGGCUCUGCUCCCGGGGAGCGAGUGUUCGUGAAGGGCUACGAGAAGGGCCAGCCGGAUGAAGAGCUCAAGCCCAAGAAGAAGGUCUUCGAGAAGCUGCAGGCGGACUUUAAAACCUCCGAGGAGUGCAUCGCACAGUGGAAAGAAGCCAACUUCAUGACCAAGCUGGGGUGCAUCUCCUGUAAAUCACUGAGAGGGGGCAACAUUAGCUAGCCAACCGGGCACCUUCCUCCCUUCUCCCGUCACCCUGAGUCAUCUGCUGUCUUAAUUUGCUCCGUCCGCCACCCAUUUAUCCAUCUCCCAGGACACCGCAGCAGGAAGUUUGGGACUUUACCAGGUGUGGGACUCAGUAAGCGGCAGCUCAGCCUCCCCAGAAUCCAGAACCAUCCUGUCUGGCUGAAGUGAGCCGCUGACCUCCCAGGUAGUCAUGCGGGUGAGGCAGCAGCAGGGAGCUCAGCUCUACCUUCUUCCCUCGGCAGCUGACUGGAGAAAUCUGGUUUCAAUAGAAGUCCUAGAAAAGGCUUAUGCCACAGUCGUCCUAAUUGGAAAAAUAUUGGUUCCUGUUUUCCUAGAGUUAUCCCAGCGGCUGUCUCUGUCUGGGAUCUGGUGCCUGAACUGGGCUAAUUACAGCCUUUCCCCAACAGGAAAUUGUGGGAUUCCAAAAGCAAGGGGAAGAGAAAACAGAGAACCUAGUGGUCUACCGAGGGGUUGGCAGCUUUUUUCCCCAGUGGCCGCCAACCUUGAGGCUUGGCAUUGGGGGCAGGGCCAGCCCCCAGGGCUCCUGGAAUUUCUCUCCCUUGAUUCUGUUGGGUUGAGACAUUCCCUAAACCAGCUGUGUGUUAUUAAUAUCGGAAGUAGGGCGGGGACAGCCUGAAUCCUCCUUCAGAGAGGGUGGAGUACUUCUCCAUAGACAUCUCAAUCAGAAUCACUAUCACUGUCAUGAAUUCAAAUAAACUGUCUGAACAAAGGUGUCUGGAUGAGGCCUGUCUGUGAGCUGGACCAUCCCAGGAGAGAGGAAAAGGUGUGGAGCAGCUUCUGGGCCCCUCACCCAACCUAGGCUGCUCAUAUCUUGGACUUUUGACCCUGUAAUGUUGGGAGAUAGUGAAUUGGAUGGAUGACCGACACUUUGACUUUUCCUUCGUGAUAAAAGCAGAAGAGGCCCACUUUGGGGUCCAGUGCUUACAGGAGGCACAAAGAACAUCCUCUCAUAAUAGUGGGCCCAGACCACCACCCUGUCCCUCCAUUAAGAAACAGCAAACCACAGCCACGUUUUAAUCAUUUAAUUAACACCUUUGAAUGAAACACACACACACAGCUCUUUCAUGUGUCUCACUCAGGCUUCAGGGCAGAGGGAAUGGAUUGUUUGUAUAGACAUAUCAAAGACUCAAAAAUUUAAAGAAAUAUAUAUAUAUAUAUACUUCUCUCUCUCUAACAUUUUUAUGGAAAUUAAAAAUCAGAGGCUUUUGGUCUCUCCAUUUGCACUAGGUCAAGCUCAUUUACCCCAGAGGACAAAGAAGGGUUGCCUCUUCUAGAUCCUCCCUUCUCCUUUGUACUCUGUCCCACCCAGUGGGGAAACAAGCUCAGAAGAUUCUAACUGAGGAUAAGGAGCUCAAGUAACGUUGGGGGGGGGGGGGGGGCGGGGAAGAGACACAGAAGUUGGGCUCCCUCCCAUCUCCAUCUCCAACAGCUCCAAGGCUGCUGCCAGGGCCAGGUUUCUUUCGUGGAGGCUUUGGCCUGGUCUUGGUUCCCAGGGGGCUGGUCAGGAGCUCUGAGCAGAGCAGUGCAUACUGACUGACUCUCCUCUUUCCCCGGCUCACUGGACAGGUGCGACAUGUACCCAGCAGCCGCUCUCCAUUACCCAAAGGGCAAGGGAAACCUUGGUUUACAGAACGCUGGUUUACAGCCACAGGGAGAAGAGGACAGUGAGGGAGGGCCCCAGGAACCUGGGCUCUCAUACCACAUCCCCUGUGUUCCCACCUCUGGUUCUGGGAGGGGUUCAGCCUCUCCACAGAAGCAGCUAAAAGUGAGGUUCCUCAAGCCCAAGUCACUGUUGAGGAAAGAGGAUCAGGCCAGAAGGGAUGGCCCUGGUGGCAGUCACACUACUGUGAAGGGAGGCACCGGGGCCAGUGGGGAAGCCAGCUUACCUAGAUAGGAGGCACAGGCUGAAAAUAGGUCAUUAAAAUUCCUAGAGGAGACCUCAGUAGCAGAAGCUGAUGGCCAGGGGGCAAUCGCCCAGCCUGCUCCCUAGGAGCACUGAACCCCCUUCACUGACUAGGGAAGAGUCUGGAAUAGAAUGCACCUUUGGCUUCCUUCCCAUCCUUGUCACUCAGCGUCAGCUCCCCCCAGUGAAACCACCUGUGCUGAAAGGCAGCUGCAGAAAGAACAUGCACCGAGUAAAGAGAAAGGUCAGAGAAUGUAAUCUGUAGGGCCAGGUCUGGGCCCACUGCCCAAAUAAGCGCUCCCCUGGCCAGACCCUCCACCCGCCUCCCUCAGGGCUUCCUGCACAGCUGAAAGGGACACAGCUUUGCCACAGCCCAUGGGCUCCUGCCUCUGAAGUGUUGCGCCUGCCUGCCCACCCCAACCUGAUCAAGUGAAACAAGGGGGCAGAUGCUUGGCAUUACCAAGUGCCCGCUGAGAGGCCUCCCUGUUCUGUCCUCCCACUCUCUGAGGACAGAGCCUGUGGACCUCCUCUCUUCUUCUCCCUCCCACCCCCUCCCUCAUUUGGGCCCAGGCAGUCCCCACUUCUUGUCCCCUGCAUGGAGCACCUGGCAGAACUGGAAGGCAGGUGGUUGGUGGUCAGUUGGGGCACAGGAGGGCUAACCCCUGCUGCCCCUUUUGUGCUUUGGAAUUCCACAGCCCCGCUCCUACCUCCAGCCUGGAGAAACCUGUGGGAAUACAAUGACUCGCCCACCUCCAAGAACUAGGAAAUGAGCAAACUGGAUCGGAGGGAGCAGACUGGUCCCAGCUAUGGGCUGGCUACCAGGGACUGAUGCUGCCGCCAUGUAAACAGUCCCUUAGAAUGAGGCUUCAUGGGCCCUGGAGGAUGGACAUGCAGCCACUUGUCAAAAGUGCUUUGAUUCUGGACUACAGUAUGUGCAUGAUUUGGACAUGGGCGGGGGGGGGGGGG